AUGUUGAAGGAAAUUAUUACAAGAUGUGAAGUCUCAUCCCACGAUUCCCCUGAUGACUGCUGGAUUAUCAUUCGCAACAUCGUUUAUGAUAUCACAGAGUUUCUUCAAGAACAUCAAGGAGGAAUGGAAAUUCUCAUAGAAUAUGCCGGCUCAGAUGCUACAGAAGCUUUUGAGAGCGUCGGACAUUCAGUUAAGGCUCGUAUGAUAAUGGAAAAGUACGCAGUCGGAGUUCUCCCAGAGGACCAAAAGUCUCAUUACGGUGUAGAAUAUGUAUCUCAUGCUAAGAAGCUCCUGUGUCCAGUACAUUUGGUUGCUUAA
Auanema sp. JU1783 is the source of this 318-nucleotide messenger RNA. The record is from the annotation of a GenBank genome assembly. Lineage: Eukaryota; Metazoa; Nematoda; Chromadorea; Rhabditida; Rhabditidae.